AUGACCAUACUUUCGCUUUCAGUGGACCCGUCGGUGGUGAUUUUCAGCACAAGCAUGAGCAACGCGCUAGGUGAUCCGCUGAGCACAAUUGACGACGUGUCACCCAGUCCUGGACCCGAGUCUACGCCUGUGCCAGAGAUAUCUAUCCAGCCCGACGAGGACGAUGACGACGAAGAAUUUGUAUAUCCUGGAGAGCCAGAGCCAGCAACAGAGCCAGCACCAGUGCCAAAGGUCACGCCUCAGCCCCCUGUAGACGACCCACUGAGUGCUCAGAGCGAGGCGGCUCCGCUCACACUUGCCAUUCCUGCACCCGCCGAGUCUCAACCCAGUCCACAGCCAACAAGCGCCCAGCUCGACGCGAUAUACAAUGCAGCAGCAGCUGGCUCGCUCCUCGAAAUGCAAAGUCUCUUUGCAGACACGCGUGUUCCAGCCUUUGCACUUGCCAAUGACGCAGCACCUAGAACAGGUCUCACCGCUUUGCAUGCCGCUGCGAGCAGAGGCAAAGUGGCAGUAGUUCGAUGGUUGAUCGAGGAAUGUGGUGCAAUGUCGGAUCUGGAAGAUAAAGAGGGAGAGACAUCUCUACACAAGGCUGCGUUGAACGGGCAUCUCUCCGUGGUCACUUAUCUUCUCGGUCCUGAGGCAAAGGCAGACGUACAUGCACAAGACGCGGAUGGAUGGACAGCGUUGCACAAUGCUUGCUCUAAGGGUUAUCUUGACAUUGUUCGUUAUCUGUGCGAGUCUGCUGGUGCCGCAGAUCAACUCGAGUCCCCCGACCAGCGUACGAUACGUGGCGUUGACAUCAAAAGUAAAGGAGGAUGGACCCCAUUAAUGAAUGCUGCUUCCAAGGGACAUCUCCCCGUAGUCUUGUAUUUGUUAACUAAGCAAGCUGCGGACCCAAUGAUUCGUAACAACUGGGGUGAAACUGCGUACGAUAUUGCUGCUGCUGUUUUUGAAGUCUGGAUUUGCGAGGUUCUACAAAAAGCUGAAGCCGAUCGCUGGCAAGGCUCCCAAACGACAUACAACCCCCUUGGUGUUCAUACUACUGUUCCUUUAAUUCUAUACGAACAACAACGACUUGACGUCAGACUUAAAACACUCGCUAGAUCUGGUGGGAGGCCCAAGUUCUCAGCUUCAGGACUAGGGAAACGCGGAAGACGGAAUGCAUUCGAACUCUCGAUUCCCGUCGGAUUACAAGUAGCCCCAAAUCCUUCCGCUCUGGCUGAUAACCGUACACCACCGCCUACUCCUGGUGGAAGUACUGGCGGGAUAAGGAGCAGGAGCGGAUCGAUUGCCAGUGCAUCUGGAACCUCACCUGGCUAUGUGGCCGCCUGGAGGAGCGACGUUGUUCUACCAACUCUGGAGCAACCAUUCACACUUCCUGCACCUGUGCCAUCACAAGGACGUGCACGUGAGGGCGUAGAACGGAGUCACUUUUGGCUUUCGGACUGGACACUCGAUCUCACCCAUCCCCGCGCGAAUGCCUCGGAAGGCUGGCAGUACGCCCAGUCAUUCGAUGAGUCUGACGAUAAAUGGACAUCUGACCCGCCCUCUGGGCUCGAAAAGCUGCUUCAAGGCCAGUCUGGGCUCAGUGGCCCUGCUCUAGGGGUCCUGCUACAAAAUGGGUUAGACGUCGGCGCUGGUGGAAUGUAUUGGGUUGGCGCAGAUGGGGGUUUGGUUCCCGUUAGUGACGAGGAUCAGGAUAGAAAAAAACAAGCGGAGACGCUCGUUUCAGAGUACAGUCGCGAAUUGGAGAAAACCCGCUCUGCGGCUGCUUCUGCCGGUUACACGCUCUCUGCUGACGAUACGCAAGACGUCCCGGACGAUGACUCUUCCGACGAGAGUUUCCACUACCCAGGAUCACCUACCUCGACAGCCCGUGCUCCCUCUAUCAUCACUCAACCCAACGACUACUUUACCCAAUCGCGUCGUCCUUCUGCAGCCGCACCUCACGAUUUGACUCCCCAGCUCUCCCAAGCCCCCGAAUUCCGCGUCCCGACGCACGAGGCGCCGCAAAAGGUGCUCACCCCGCACUGGACGCCUCCAACGCCGCAUUCGAUUCAGACACGGUGGGAGCCGGACGAUACAGUUUCAGAGUGCAGAGCGUGCAGAAGGAAAUUUACAUGGCUGCUUCGUAAACACCACUGUCGCCGAUGUGGCCAAAUCUUCUGCGACCGCUGUUCUUCCCGACGGGCGGUCCUUGACCCGUCCGAUGUAGUCCUGGAGCCAUCUGUAGCCGAACACCAAUCCAACUAUCCCGGUUCGUCGUCUACUCAUCGUGUGUGCGAGUCAUGCUACGAUGCGACGACUGCGAGUGUGGGCAUUCCGAGAUCGUUGAGAACCCCUGAGCGAAUUGUGGUCGAUACGCAGAGUUUACUUGUGCCCAGGCGUAUGAGGAGUCAGGAGAGUUCGCAGAUUAGCGAUUUGGCAGAUUGUCCGGUGUGCAACCAAAACUUAUCAGAUCUAGGUUCUGCUGCUGUACAAGAGGACCACGUCCGUAUGUGCCUCGAGGGGGGUCGUUCAGGACCAGCGAGCCAAACUGCGGCACGGUACUUGGUGUACAAGCUCCCAGCCGAGAGCGCGCUAAUCGGUACAGAAUGUGUGAUUUGUUUGGAAGAAUUCUUAAAAGGAUCUCUUGUUGCGCGGCUGAGUUGUUUGUGUACGUUCCAUAAUGACUGUCUUGCGUCGUGGCUCCAGCGUGGAAGGAGCUGCCCCGUACAUGCUCGAGACGCCUGA
Molecule: messenger RNA, 2733 nt
Organism: Rhizoctonia solani
Lineage: Eukaryota; Fungi; Basidiomycota; Agaricomycetes; Cantharellales; Ceratobasidiaceae
Product: ankyrin repeats
Exons: 17
Coding region: 1-2733 (910 amino acids)
Molecular function (GO): protein binding; metal ion binding
Source: RefSeq, a predicted model, not a curated record